Molecule: messenger RNA, 4989 nt
Organism: Cryphonectria parasitica EP155
Lineage: Eukaryota; Fungi; Ascomycota; Sordariomycetes; Diaporthales; Cryphonectriaceae
Exons: 5
Coding region: 1-4989 (1662 amino acids)
Biological process (GO): regulation of transcription by RNA polymerase II; nucleosome organization
Cellular component (GO): nucleus; chromatin
Molecular function (GO): ATP hydrolysis activity; DNA binding; ATP-dependent chromatin remodeler activity
Source: RefSeq, a predicted model, not a curated record
AUGUCUUCCUCACCGGAAUCCAGUCCGGUUAAUGGACAUAUCUCGCCGGUCGCAAACCACGUUUCUGUACAACUUCUCGACCCCGAGCCCAGCGACAGCGAUCUGUCCGACGCCCCAGCUCCCGAUCUUGGCUCUCCCGCCUCUGCCUCGCGCGAUGAGCUUGACCAAGCCGCCACAGACGGCCGCGCCGAUGAUUUCGAUGACCCUUCGAGUUCCAGUGACGAAGAUGCUCCUAACGACGGCGACUUCGAUGACACACUAGAGGCCGCCUCCCCUGUCAGCAACGGGGACCAGAUCGAGGCGGCCUCUUCAGACGACUCGCGGACGGCCUCGAAACGGAAAGCAGGCGCCGGCUUGGAGGAGGAGUACAUGAGAGAGAAUCCCGAGCUCUAUGGCCUGAGAAGAAGCUCUCGUCCACAACAGCGUCGCAAGAUCGUCGAAGAUGAUGACGAGUCCGAAUCCGACUCUAUUGUCGCCAGCCGACGAGUCGUCAAGAAGCGACGGACGGAGCGAUCUCUGCCAUCCUCCAAGCGCGCUACCCCUCUUCGCCAGACACCAAUCGAUGACUCUGACAGCGACACAUAUGGCGGUGCUCGAGCCAAGAGUUUCCAGAAGAGGGCUCGUCGGCAAGCCGAAGCCCAGCCAGCCGUGGCGCUGGCAGAGAAGCGCUGGAACAGCCGCAGGGCUGCUCGCGUCUCGGCUGGGGCAUACCAGGAGAGUGACGCCGAACUCGAUGACGACUCCGACCUCACCCCGAAUUACUGGGCCACGGCCGAGGAUACCUCGCCCUAUAUCGAGAAAAUAAUCCGACAUAAGCUGAAGCCUGAUUGCGAGAUGACCCGAGAGACGACUCGACAUGACUUCGAGUACUUGGUCAAGUGGCAAGGCCAGUCUCAUAUGCACAACUCAUGGGAGUCCACAGAGUCUGUUGCUGGCUGCCGAGGAAUUCGCCGGCUGGAGAACUACUACAAGAAGGUCGUUGAGUUCGAGAUCAGCCUGCAUUUCGAAAGCGACGACAUCACACCCGAACAGAGAGAGGAGUAUCUUCUUGACCGCGAGCGACAGCAAGAAGCGGUCGAGGAUUACACCAAGGUGGAGCGUGUCGUGGCUGUCCGGGAUGGCGACGACGGUGACGAGUAUCUGAUCAAGUGGAAAGGCUUGCAGUACGACGAGUGCACUUGGGAAACGGCCAGUGCUGUCAGCAAACAUGAUCAGGACAAGAUCGACCUUUUCCUGGACCGCUCGUCACGCUCCUGGCAGUCAGACCGGACCGAGUCCAACAUCGACACCCGCACUCCAAUGCGCAAGAUUGAUCACCAGCCAUCGUACAUUCAGAAUGGUGAGCUUCGAGAAUUCCAGAUGAAGGGCUUGAACUUCCUCGCCCUCAACUGGACUCGUGCAAACAACGUCAUUCUAGCAGACGAAAUGGGUCUGGGUAAGACUGUUCAAAGUGUGUCUUUUCUCAGCUGGCUGCGCAAUGACCGCGACCAGGAAGGCCCGUUCCUGGUGGUCGCACCCCUCAGUGUCAUUCCGGCUUGGUGUGAUACCUUCAAUCACUGGGCUCCAGACCUGAACUACGUCGUCUAUCUUGGUCCUGAGGCCGCGCGAUCCACCAUUCGCGAGCACGAACUGCUUGUCAAUAAUAAUCCCAAGAAGCCCAAGUUCAAUGUUCUCGUCACCUCCUACGACUACAUCCUCCUCGACGCAGAUUUCUUGAGAACUAUCAAGUGGCAGGUUCUGGCCGUGGAUGAGGCCCAUCGGCUCAAGAAUCGCGAGUCUCAGCUUUACGGGAAGCUUGUCAGCUUCAACGUACCCUGCAAGGUUCUCAUAACCGGCACACCUAUCCAAAAUAACCUAGCCGAGCUGUCAGCCCUGCUCGACUUUCUCAACCCCGGCAAGGUCCGCAUCGAUGAAGAGCUAGAGCACCUGGGCCAAUCGGACAAGAACGAAGUAGUGGAUGAGGAGAAGGACCAAGAACAGCGAAAAGCAACGCAAGAGAAACUCGCCCAACUACACACUGCCAUAGCACCCUUUAUCAUCCGUCGGACCAAGGAGACAGUCGAGUCUGACCUGCCACCCAAGACUGAGAAGAUCAUUCGCGUGGAGUUGUCCGACGUACAGUUGGAAUACUACAAGAACAUCCUCACCCGCAACUACGCGGCCUUGAAAGAUGCCAAUGGCCAAAAGCAGUCCCUUCUCAACAUUAUGAUGGAGCUGAAGAAGAUCAGCAAUCACCCAUACAUGUUCCAUGGCGUUGAAGAGAGAGUGCUGAAUGGCAGCACGCGUCGUGAGGACGGCAUCAAAGGUCUGAUCACGAGCAGUGGCAAGAUGAUGCUUCUUGAUCAGCUUCUCACCAAGCUCAGGAAGGAUGGUCACCGCGUGCUGAUCUUCAGCCAGAUGGUCAAGAUGCUUGACAUCCUCGGAGACUACCUUCGCAUACGCGGCUAUCAGUUCCAAAGACUCGAUGGCACUAUACCCGCUGGCCCCCGGCGCAUGGCGAUCAACCACUUCAAUGCCGAGGGAAGCGACGAUUUCUGCUUUCUGUUGUCAACUCGUGCGGGUGGCCUGGGAAUCAAUCUUAUGACUGCUGACACUGUCAUCAUCUACGAUUCAGACUGGAACCCGCAAGCUGAUCUCCAGGCCAUGGCGCGGGCCCACCGUAUCGGUCAGAAGAAACCUGUCAGCGUCUACCGACUCGUCGCCAAACAGACCAUCGAGGAGGAGGUUGUCAAGAGAGCUCGCAACAAGCUAUUUCUAGAGUACCUGACGAUCCAAGCCGGAGUCACGGACGAGGGCAAAGCUCUUCGAGAACAGUUCAAAGACCGAGGGCUCAAGGUGGACGAGGCAAAGACGGCCGAGGACAUCCAAAUGAUUCUCAAGAUGCGGUCCCAGAACUUGUUCGAGCAAUCGGGCAACCAGGAAAAGCUAGAGCAGCUUGACAUCGAUGCUAUCCUGGAGCAAGCCGAGGAGACUAAGACUGCCGUUGACGAUAAGCUCAAUCUGAGCACGGGCGGCAUUGACUGGGACAACUGGAUGCAGGUGACUGAUGUCAAAGUCGACGAGACGGCUCUUGACUGGGACCAGAUCAUUCCUGCCGACCAGCUUGCCGUUGUGAAAGCCGAGGAGGAGAAGAAGCAGCAUGAUGCAUUCCUCGCCAAAGCUAGAGAAGAAAAUGCUCCCCGGAAGGUCACCUUGAAGAAUGUCAAGAAGACUACCGAUAAUGAUAGGGCUGACCGCCUGGCAAAGAAGCGCGAGAGGGAGAGACAAGAGCUUGCCGAACUCGAAGAACAGCGGGCCCUUCUGUCUGAUCCACGACGACCUCUCAACGAGAAGGAAACGCGCAACCUUAUCCGUGCCUUCUUCCGUUAUGGGUCAAUGGAUGACCGCGCAGAAGAGGUGAUUCACGAGGCUCGCCUGUCGGACCGCGACCCUGCAUUCCUCCAGGGUAUUGUCGACAGACUUGUGGCUGAUUGCCAGGCUGCUGUCGAUAUCAGCAAUGAAAAGGUUCGUGAAGAAGAGGAGCGAACUGGCAAGCAACUUGCAAAGAAGGACAAGAAGGCUGUGCUCGUCGACUUUGGGGAGGUCAGAAAGGUCAAUGCGGAGACGGUCUUGGAGAGACCACCGCAGAUGAGGCUUCUGCGCCAGAUCCUGCAAGGACAAGCGAACCCCCUUACCUUCCGACUGCCAGAGGCAGCCAAAGCCGCACACUACACCUGCGAAUGGGGAGCUCGCGAGGACGGCAUGCUGCUUAUCGGCAUAGACAAGUACGGCUUCGGCGCCUGGACUCAGAUCAGAGACGACAAGGAAUUGAACAUGGCAGACAAGUUCUUCUUGGAGGAGCACCGGGUGGACAAGAAGGAGGAGCGCAAGAAUGCUACGGAAAAGAACAUUCAGUCUCCCGGUGCCGUCCAUCUAGUUCGUCGCUCAGAGUAUCUUCUGUCUGUCUUGAUGGCCAAGCACUCGGACGAUGCUACCUACAAGAAGGCUGUGGAGAAUCAUCAUCGCAGCAAGAAGAAUCUUGUCAACGGCCACCGUCGCAGCGAUGCCAAUUCGGCUUCUGCUUCUCCCGCACCCGGCUAUACGAAGAAGUCAGCACAGAACAGGGAGCGUAACCGGGAGCGCAUGGGGGCGCACCUUAGCGACACGUACCGGUCUCGAAGCCUGGCAGAUGAUCGCGGAACACCUCGCCCCGAGCACAAGAGAAAGCACCUGGACGACCACCAAGAUCGGCACAAUAAGCACCGACGCACCGAGCACGGUCACGGCGAGGCGAGACAUAAGGACGACAAGGCUCGUGCGAAGCUCGGUCCCGAUGCUCUCGAACGCCUCAAGAAGGCUCGUGAGGACUCUGUGCGGCGCUUCAACCGUCUGAUGGAACUCGACGAUGAGAAACUAGACUCGACUAAUAACGAGCACCUUAUCUGGUCGCUGCUGAAGCCCGUGCGAGGCAACUUCCAACGUAUCAUGCACACAACGGCCGAACACAUGCCUUCGGCCAAGGAACGUGCCAGAACGAUGGGCUCUGAGCUGCGACAGAUUGGCAAUCACCUGAUUGGCCUUCGAGACGCCGGACUUCCCCGUGAGCAGCUGGAAGGGCUGAUGCCACAAUUCUGGGAUUUCCUGGCCACGGUAUGGCCCAUUGGUGAAGUUGAAGUCACGGGCAAGAGGCUUUCCAGGAUGUACCGUGAUCUCCGAGAGAAGGACAAAAAGGUAGACGACGAGAAGGUGCAAGCCAAGAGACGAGAAGAUCUCGAAGACGGAGAAAUCGAUGUCGAAGACGAGAGACGUCGUCGGGAGCGAAGAGAGGCUCGACGAGAGCCAAGCGAAGACACGCGCCGUGACUACCGGCGUGAUGAUAGGCAUCGCGCCUACGAGAAUGGUGACCGCCUGAGCUUCCGCAGGGACCGCGAUCGUGGCCAGUCAUUGGUUGAUCGGCCGAGACCGUCGUGGAGCCCCAACACCCAACAGCACCGACACAGCCCUUACUAA